AUGCUGGAGAAUUUUGGGAACCUGGUCUGCAUGGGACUUGCAGGAUCCAAACCAGAUGUGAUUCAUCAGCUAGAGCAAGGGGAAGUAGCCUGGAGGCCAAGGGAAGGCUUAUCCAGAAGCAGCGGCCCAGAUUGGGAAACUAGACUUGAAAACAAAGAGUUCAUUUCAGCACUGGGCACAUUUAUAGAAGAAUCUUCCAGGGAAAAACUCAGAGUGGACAGACCUUGUGUCUUAAAGUUGAGAGAAGCCUGGGAAUGUGAUGCCAACUUAAAGAGCCUACAGAAUCAUGAGGAGAAACAUUCUAGUGAAGUAAAAAUCACCCAGAGGAAGUGGUGCAGCAAAGUGAAAAACCAGGAAUAUACUAAGAAUGGCAGAAGCUUUGGUUUAGAAUCAGUUUUUUUUUCAAAAUUGAUUGCUCCUAAGGAUAAUGAGAAUGAUAAUUCAUUUAAUAAUCAUUCAGACCUUAUGGAAAAUCAUAGAUUAUGCACUGACGAGAAACCUUAUGACUAUAUUGAAUGUGGGAAAACUUUCCUUUGGUCAACAGAACUUACCACCAGAGAAAUCAUACUGAAGAGAAACCUUUUGAAUGUAAGGGCUAUGCUUACUUCACACCAGAGAAUCCAUACUGCAGAGAAACCAUAUGAAUGGAAUGAAUGUGGGAACGCCUGUCAGUGGAGGUCUCUGAUUGUAGUCCAUCACAGAAUUCAUACAGGAGAGAAACUUUUUAAAUGUAAUGAAUGUAGGAAAGCCUUUGGCCUUGGUGGACAGCUUACUUCACACCAGAAAUUUCAUACUGGAAAGAAUCACUAUGAAUAUAAUGAAUGUGGGAAGACCUUUUGCAGGAGAUCCCAUCUUAUUGGACAUAAGACAUAUCAUAGUAGAGAGAAACUUUAUGAAUGUGAUGGAUGGGAAAAAUCAUUUUGA
This is a messenger RNA of Phascolarctos cinereus (koala), 924 nucleotides long. The record is from RefSeq and is a predicted model, not a curated record. NCBI's taxonomy places the organism in Eukaryota, Metazoa, Chordata, Mammalia, Diprotodontia, Phascolarctidae.